AUGGAUACAAAUGAAAAAAUCCAUCCCUUCGGAAGGCUUAUUACACAGUACUUGCAAGAGAAUGUGGAAGGUGUAACAUUAACAGAUGUAGUGCAACACCUCCAGGACGAGCAUGGUGAAGAGUCUACCGAAGAUCUGAAGAGAUCAGUUCAAUUAGUUCUUGAUAACGGGGCAGCUUUAGGCUUUCUGGAAAGAAAAGGUUCUCAUUUUAUUACAUGUUUAGCCCGAGGCGCACGUUGUUGUCGAAGACGACGAAGACGAAAGUGUGGGUGUCCACGUCGCCGUCGCCGUUGCUGCCGCCGUCGUCGCAGCCGGUGUCGGCGAAGGCGCCGCCGUUGCUGA
Molecule: messenger RNA, 342 nt
Organism: Pieris macdunnoughi
Lineage: Eukaryota; Metazoa; Arthropoda; Insecta; Lepidoptera; Pieridae
Source: the annotation of a GenBank genome assembly